UGAUCGGAUGCAUCGGAUUCCUUGCUGUGUGCGUGCGUGGAUGGAUGUACAUGCUAAGCGGAAUGGCUCACCAUCCAUCACUCGCUGAGACCUACGCCUCCUACCCCACCCACCAUCGAUUGAUUCCAAAGAAACCAGACGUCAUUACCCGACGGUCGAGAAUCGGAGCCUCGCGGAUCUCAGGUGCUGAUUACAAACAAAAACAAUCCGUCCCCAUGAAAUUUCAUGAUCCAAAGGGUGGCCCGACCGACGUCGAUGUCAACUCACAGUCAUCCAAAGGGUGGGUAGUUUGGUCAAUAUAAAUCCAACGAGGAGGUCCCUAUUCAUACUCAUCGGCCAAGCGAGAAAGGAUCCACGGUGGAAUACGCAAUUUCCUCGACAGAGGGCGAUAUGAGGCUACUGGAAUUCCCCUGCGGCCGGCGAGCCAUACGGCCGGAUAAGGAGGCGCCGGCAGCCAAGGAGUGCGAGGGCAAGCGCCGGAGGAGGGCGUCGGCGUGGCGGCCGUCGUUGGUCGUGAUCUCAGAGGACGCGGCGCUGAUGGGGGAUAAGGCGGUGCCCAAGGGUGGCGGCGGACCGCGGAAGGCGAAAGCCCAAGCGACGCGUAGGUUUGUUCCGCGGCCCUUCAAGGACGACCAUGGGCAGUAUGCGGUGGCUGCGGUUGUUCCCGCUUUUGCUCCGGCGGCCUUCAUUUUCUAAAGCUUCGCCCGCCAUGUACAUACAUAAUUAAUAACGGCGGCCUUCUUCAAGAUCUGCCUUGUACAUAUCAUCAUCUUUCUUUUUUUCAGUUAGAAAUCUCCCACAGUUGAUAAAACAGAUUUAUGAAACAUCAGAGAUCGAGGUGAUUGCCGCGCAA
Molecule: messenger RNA, 853 nt
Organism: Musa acuminata AAA Group (dessert banana)
Lineage: Eukaryota; Viridiplantae; Streptophyta; Magnoliopsida; Zingiberales; Musaceae
Exons: 2
Coding region: 391-696 (101 amino acids)
Source: RefSeq, a predicted model, not a curated record